This is a messenger RNA of Miscanthus lutarioriparius, 1521 nucleotides long. Lineage: Eukaryota; Viridiplantae; Streptophyta; Magnoliopsida; Poales; Poaceae. The record is from the annotation of a GenBank genome assembly.
AUGGAAGAAGCGGCGGAUCUGGCUGCGGCAGACCGCGAGAAGGGCAAGGACGACGUCGACGCGGCGAGCAGGCUCACCUACGAGAUCUUCUCCCUGCUGGAGUCCAAGUUCCUCUUCGGCUGCGACGUCCCGGGCGGCCUCUUCCCUAGCGCCGCCGUCGCCGCCGCCGGGCACCCGCGGGCAGCCGCCAGCACGGGCCGCAAGGUGUGCGUCCUCUCCAUCGACGGCGGCGCGCGCGCGGCCGACGGGCUCCUGGCGGGCGCGGCGCUGGUGCGCCUGGAGGCCGCGCUGCGGCGGCGCGCCGGCAGCCCCGCGGCGCGGCUGGCCGACUUCUUCGACGUCGCCGCGGGGUCGGGCGCGGGGGGCGUCCUGGCGGCGCUGCUGUUCGCGCGCGGGCCGCGCGGGCGGCCCAUGUGCAGCGCCGACGAGGCGCUGGCGUUCCUGAUCCGCCGCAUGCGCCGCCGCCGCCACGGCGCGGGGGGCCUGGGGCAGCUGGUGUUCGCGCGCCGCCGCGGCCCCUCUUCCUCCCCCGCCGCCGCCGCCUCCUUCGGCAGGGCGCUCGGCGACCUCACGCUCCGCGACACGGUGCGCCCGGUCCUGGUGCCCUGCUACGACCUGGCCACGCGGGCGCCGUUCCUCUUCUCGCGCGCCGACGCCGCGGAGUGCGCCGCGCACGACUUCCGGCUGCGGGACGUGUGCGCCGCCACGUGCGCGGCCGGGGCAGCGGUGGUGGAGGUGGCGUCCGUGGACGGCGCCACGCGGAUCCGCGCCGUCGGCGGCGGCGUCGCGCUGGGAAACCCCACGGCGGCGGCCAUCACGCACGUCCUCAACAACCGGCGCGAGUUCCCCGCCGCGGUCACCAUCGACGACCUCCUCGUCAUGUCCAUCGGCACGGGCGCGGGGGACGCCGGCGGACGCGGCCGCAGGGCGCCCGAGGUCGCCAGCAUCGCCGCCGAGGGCGUCUCCGACAUGGUGGAUCAAGCUGUCGCCAUGGCGUUCGGACAUAGCAGGACGACCAAUUACAUCCGCAUCCAGGGCACGGGAGGGCGGUGCGGCGGCGGCGGGCGGGCGCCUCGGGCGUGCGGCGGCGAGACGAAGCAGCAGGCGGUGUGGAAGGCGGAGGCGAUGCUGCUGCAGAGGAGCGUGGAGUCGCUGCUGUUCCAGGGCCGCAAGCUGGCCGGCGAGACCAACGCCGACAAGGUGGAGCGGUUCGCGCGCGAGCUGGACAAGGAGCACGCCCGGAGGAAGCAGAAUCCGCAGCUGAUGAGCCCCGGCGGCGGCGGCCCGCCCAUCGUCGUCGCUUCGGCCGCAGCACCGAACAAUGACAAGCAGCCAGCCGACGACAAAGGCGACCGCGUCGGCCACCAACCACACCGUCGCACUGCCGGCGGAGGAGGCCCCACCGAGGCGGCGCCGGCAAGCGGCGGCACCGGCCUCGAAGCACGCCACAGCGACGUCGCGGCCGGACGGCGGCACGCGGUAGACACGAGACGCUGCAUGCGUCCUGCGAGCUUGUACUAG